CGCAUCCGCCUCCUUCGCUAAAAGCUGUCAGUUCUGCGCGUGCCGUAGCAGCGGCAGGUUCUUGGAAGUGUUUGUUUGUUUCAAAAUGGCGUUCAAUGGAGAUGGACCUCAUACAAAAAGACAACGGACAGAAAGCGACACCGCUAAUAACAGAGGACACACAGGAAACUACACAACUACAGAGGAACCAAGAAGAAAAAGACAAGACGAAAGUAAACCAAAUCACGUCCUUUUGUUCACUAUUAUUAAUCCCAUGUAUCCAAUCACCGUGGAUGUUCUACAUACGAUCUGUCAAGCAAGUGGUCAGGUUUUGCGGAUCGUCAUAUUUAAGAAAAAUGGUGUACAAGCUAUGGUUGAAUUCGACAGCGUAGAAUCGGCCGUAAGAGCAAAAGAAACGCUAAAUGGGGCCGACAUCUACUCAGGAUGCUGCACUCUGAAGAUAGAUUUCGCCAAGCCUGAAAAACUCAACGUACACAAAAAUGAUUCGGAAAGCUGGGAUUACACAGUCUCGAUGAUGAAGGAAAACACAAAUGGUAGACCGCAGCCUUUACUGCAGGAGCCACAUUAUGGAUCUCGACCUCAACCUUACAAUCCCUACCCCAGCGAGCAGCAGAGGUACGACGAGAUGUGCGCUGGUCCGGGCUACGGGGAGCCUUUCGGGACGGAAACGUACCGGAAAAGCGCUCCUCCGGUUACCGCCGAGUACCGGGAUCAAAGGAACACCCACUUCCAGCAGCCCGGAGCCGUCCUGAUGGUGUACGGUCUGGACCCACUUCGCACCAACGCGGACAAACUCUUUAAUCUCAUGUGCUUGUAUGGAAAUGUCGCUCGGAUAAAAUUUCUCAAAUCAAAAGAAGGCACUGCCAUGGUGCAGAUGGGCGACAGCGUGGCAGUGGAACGAUGUGUUCAAAAUUUAAACAACGUAACCGUAGGUCUAACUGGUGCCGCGCCCUUAUCACACCACAACAACGUCAAAGACGACAAGAACAACCAAUCCGAACACAAACUACAACUCGCCUUCAGUAAACAACCCUUUCUUAGUGAAGUAACAAAUCCCUAUCCCUUACCUGAUAAGUCACCGUCGUAUAAAGAGUACAUAACAAAUAAGAACAACAGGUUUAUGAACCCGGCGAUGGCCAGCAAAAACCGCAUCCAGCCCCCGAGCAAGAUCCUGCAUUUUUUCAACACACCGCCACAAGUAACGGAAUCAGAACUAGUCCAAGUAUUUCGGGAUUACGACGUCGUUCCUCCCAAAGCGGUUAAACUUUUUCCUAUGAAGUCGGAACGAUCGAGUUCGGGACUCCUCGAAUUCGAAGACACCACAGAGGCUGUUGCUGCCGUGAUGGCGUGCAAUCACGCCGCCAUCGAGAGUCCAGGCACAAAGUUCCCUUUCAUAAUGAAACUGUGUUUCUCGUCGUCCCGUAGUAUGACAAUUCGAAAUGGUGACAACAAUUCCAAUGGAGCUGGAGAGAAACGUAUAGAGUCUGAACAUUAAAAGUAGUAGCUCCAUAUCCCUUUAAUAUAACCGAUACAUAUCCUUUCCAUAUACCGUAUGUCCAUAAUACGUUAUUACCGUUAGUUGAAUUAAGGUACUUAAGGUAUCUGUUUGAUCAGUAGAUUGAAUCUCGUUAAAUGAACAUGUUGUUAUGUUCUAAAUAUUUUUUAAUUGUUGAUAUUAUUUAUUUCUUUUAUUUUGUUGAAACCAACAUAUUCAAGCCGUAUUUUGCAAUUCCCUAAAAUGGACUAGUUAAAUUAGUAUUACAUAUCUUAAAGAAAUUGACAUGAAUGUUACAAAGAUUUGUGUGCAACACGAGUUUUAGGGCAAUUUUUAAAUGUUUAAUUGCAACGACAUUAGACGUAAUGUUUUUUAAAUAAAGUAGGUUAUUUAUUGUUAGAACGAUGAACUAAGGAAUAGUACUGUAUAUUUUUAUUUGCACUAAUUAUCACCCAUAGUACUAUAAAAGGAGGUUUGUUAAGUUGUUGUUAUUUAUUUUCGUCCAUUGCUUGUAUCAUAUCUUCAUUAAAGAAAUAAAGUUUCUUCUUUUCAUUCAUUUGAUAUGUGAUUAGUGUAUACUAUAUUUUAUCUCGAUCUUGUGUAUAUAGUUUUGAGAAUUUUUAGUUGUUACGUUCGUAUUGUAAAUAUUUAAAUAACUGAAGUCAAUAUCUAAUAACUCUAAAUUCAGAAAUAUCUAAGCAGAAACUACGAAACUGAGCAAAUAAGAAAUUUACCAUAUUUAGGAACAUAUCAAUUGUACUAUUAAGAAUAUUUUGAAAGUCUAUUUUUUCUGUGCUUUGUACUUUUCAUAUAUACUUUGAUAGAAAGGAGGCUACGAUCCAUAGAUCUAACGAACUGCUUAUAAAAUGACAGCUUCAGAUUAAAGGCUUAGCUAAUGAGAGUUUCGUCCUGUGAAUCUAAUGUCACUUUAGUUAAAUGUCUUCCUAACAUAUGUGUCUCAGUCUAACUAGGACCUAAAUUUGACAAAAUUGCGUUAGCUGGGACCGAUCAUGUGUUAUUGAUGUUUAUAAUAGUGUUUGUGUAUGGGAUAUUAAGACAUUGUGCAAUAAAAGUUUGCAUAGUUAUUAUCUUUCGACCACCAUAUUGUUAACGUGUUUUUUUCCUUUUUUUAAUAUGGUGUAGUUGAUGAUUUCAAAACAUAAAAGACAAAUAGUUAGUUCAUAUCACAUAGUAUUAAUUAUUCGUACUAUAGAUUUAGAGUUAUUUUUAGUGUGCAGUGGUCUCUAGCUGUCAAACAGCGGUAGCUAAUCAGAUUUAUUCCGUACUUAUGGACCAAAAAAAGUUGGAAUGAGAAAUUGUUAAAGCCGGCUUAAGGCCUUUGCACACUGCGUACAGUUACUGUUGUAGGAGACUCAAAACUAUCGAUAGAUAUUGGUGAUUUCUAGGUGAUAAAGUGAUUUUCAUUGAUUAUAUUUUUUUAAGAAAGUGGUUCCGUUGAAUGAACACAUAUCCAAAAACUCUCUCAAGAAAUCUAUCACUAAGUGUUAAUUUUUCUUUCGGCAUGGCAUAUCAAAUAAUCAAUGAAAAAUCAAGCUCUUCAUGUGUGUUAUUAAUUUUGUAGUAUUCUAUAAAACUGCAUUCUAUAAUAUAUAUGUCGUAACAAAACAUUAGUUGAGUCAAUUAUCUGUGCCUAUAGCAGUGGUAGUCUAUCUUCGUCUAUCACACUCUUACUCCAACUCUAAACCUUUACUACCUUGUUUCUCUCUGUGCUGUGAUAAAUUUGACAUGAAUUAACUCCAAGACUGCGAUUUAUUAUAAGCUCUACAAAGCAAUUGUAAAUAAGCUUCUAUUAAUUACAUAGGGAUGACAUUUAUUUGUCACUUAGCGCACCGAUGCUUUUUCUCUCCUGUUUUUGUUCAGUCUCGAAUAAAUUAAACUAGUACAAACUCACCUGGGAUUUACGCGGGAGGGGCAACGAAACCUAAUGAUCGAAAGUUUUCCCUUUGUGUUUCGAUAUCGAACGAAUAUUAUUUUUUAAAAUUUAUUUAAUAUCACAGAGGGAGACAAAACACACCAUACCUACAAUGCUUACACGUUCAAAAAUACAUCAACAUGCGUACAGACAUGACAAGCUGAAACAUCAUAAUACACAAGUAAUGUUAAGUAAAUGUAUGUAUUUUCCGACGCUGUGUGUAUAUAUUUAAAUUAUUCAAAGUAUUAUAAUAUACGCGUAAUUGUAUGCCAAAUAUUUUCUGGCAUUUUAUUUUUGUACAUGUAUUGUUCCCAAGACAGUUUUUCAUAUUGAAUUUUAAAAAAUUAUGUACAUAUUGGAACAUACCAUCUACAAGGAUAGAAUGGCUAGGUUCAGUAUUACUAAAAAGUCAAUUCGUUUUUUCGAUAAUGUAAAUAAGUUAUAUUUCAUCGCUGAAAUAAGUAAAUUAAUUACCAAUUAA
Messenger RNA from Tribolium castaneum (red flour beetle), 3909 nucleotides. It is a transcript of the gene sm, whose product is annotated as smooth. NCBI's taxonomy places the organism in Eukaryota, Metazoa, Arthropoda, Insecta, Coleoptera, Tenebrionidae. The transcript has 10 exons. Gene Ontology annotation, molecular function: mRNA binding. The coding region runs from base 86 to 1495 and encodes 469 amino acids. Gene Ontology annotation, biological process: regulation of RNA splicing. The record is from RefSeq and is a predicted model, not a curated record. Gene Ontology annotation, cellular component: nucleus.